AUGGCUGGUCAUGCGCAGCCCGGAAAAGCCCCAGGCAGUCGGUUAAAGCCCGUGGCAGACUCGCUCGACACCGUGGGGUUUGUAUCCAAAGGCGAUCAAAAAUUGCUAGACCACAAGGUUCAGAAAGAGUACUAUGACAAGAUUGUAAAUCGGUACAUGGAGUUCUGCGCUCGCCAUUCCAAAAACAUAGAAGCGGCAUGGACGUCCCUUCCCAGGAGCGCUUCGAGCGAUGCCACCAGCAAUCCGCCAGCUUCUCUUCCCUCCUCAAACAAUAAUAAGUCGACAGGGCCCCGUAGUCCUUCCCCAUCUGCAGAACUAUCCACCAUCCUCCUCUCCCUCCGCAAGCUGCGCGAGGCGGUUUUGGCUACCAGCUCCAAGAUUCCCAUAUCUUUCUCCCAGCAAGUCCACAUCUUUUCCAUCAAGCUCGCGAUUCAAGCCCGACAUCCUCCAUCAUACUUUCCUUCCUUUCGUUACAUCCUCGAGGAUUUACACACUUCUUCUCACCCCUUGCCGGACUCUGACUUGAAAGAUCUCAUUUCGUAUUGGAUCCUGGAUUACGCCUGUCGACAGGAGGACAUGGUUGCGGCUUAUCAGCUACGUGCGCGUGCCCGCAGACGAUACGGUUUUCAGUCAUCGACUAUAGACCGUGUAUUGAACGCCCUGGCACAUGAUAACUGGAUUGUGUUCUGGCAGAUUCGGCAAGAUGUAGAUUCCCGGAUGCGCGCCGUCAUGAAUUGGGCUGAAGACCGCGUCAGACGACAUGCUCUCAAAGCAGUCGGCAAAGCUUAUCUCAGCACUGACACCCGAUGGAUCACCGAAGGUUGCACCGGUGACAGCAAUUGGACAUGGGAGAACCUGGUAAAGGCGGAGAGCCUGGGCUGGGAGAAAGAGGGCGAUAGAAUCAUUAUUCGGAAGCCGAAGCAAAGACCGCAAAGUAAUCUUGCACCCAUAAAGGAGAAUCCAUGA
Messenger RNA from Aspergillus niger, 966 nucleotides. RefSeq lists its product as uncharacterized. NCBI's taxonomy places the organism in Eukaryota, Fungi, Ascomycota, Eurotiomycetes, Eurotiales, Aspergillaceae. The coding region runs from base 1 to 966 and encodes 321 amino acids. The transcript is spliced from 2 exons. The record is from RefSeq and is a predicted model, not a curated record.